AUGAAACCAACUGUCCAAUCUCCAAAUGGUUCUGGAAAAAACAAAUUUGUAAUCUAUUCUAAGCCAACAACAACUAAUACAAUAUCUGCCCCAUCACCAUUUAAUACUGGCAGAGGUUUUUCUUUAUAA
Dictyostelium discoideum AX4 is the source of this 129-nucleotide messenger RNA. RefSeq lists its product as hypothetical. NCBI's taxonomy places the organism in Eukaryota, Evosea, Eumycetozoa, Dictyosteliales, Dictyosteliaceae. The record is from RefSeq and is a predicted model, not a curated record. The transcript is spliced from 2 exons. The coding region runs from base 1 to 129 and encodes 42 amino acids.